Molecule: messenger RNA, 1171 nt
Organism: Hypoxylon fragiforme
Lineage: Eukaryota; Fungi; Ascomycota; Sordariomycetes; Xylariales; Hypoxylaceae
Product: thioesterase-like superfamily-domain-containing protein
Exons: 2
Coding region: 146-1063 (305 amino acids)
Source: RefSeq, a predicted model, not a curated record
GCCUACAGGCCCACUAGGUACCUAGGUACAAGCAGCUACAUAUGUACUGGCUGGCGACAGCCAUAAAUGUAAACCAACAACUCAAUAAAGAAAACAUCUAUGGAUACCCACGAAAAGAGAAAUACUAUCCCCGUCAUGUUUGAAAAUGGCGCCUACAUUCGCAGAAGCCACAGCUAUUAAUGCUGUAGAUUCUCAUACGUACACCGCUAACUUCACCUCGGAAUGGUGUGUAGGUUCAGUCCCCCACGGCGGUGUGGUGACUUCUGUCUUUCUCCGCGUUGCUGAGACUCACUUCCGCACCACGCUCGCGGCGCAAAACCAGCCACACACAAUUUCACUACACUUAGAAUUCCUACGGCGGACACAGGAAGGCCCAGCAGUCUUAGUGGUUCGCGACGUCAAACUUGGCCGCCAGACCUCGACUGUUCAUAUCGCAUUAUCGCAAGAUAGUCGCGAAGAAGUUGUUGGCUACCUGACGCACUCACAUAUGAACAUAGACAAUGGAUUGUCUCUGAAGACAUUGUGGUCCUUGCACCCAGCUCCUCCGCUGCCACCAGCUGACUUUCGUUCGCUCCUCGGUGGGACCGAGGAUCAUAGUUGGAAGGAGGUGAACGAGCCACAUGCUAAGUUCCGCAAGGUAACCCAACGUGUCCGUACGUUUGUGCCGCGAGAGGGACAGGUAAUGCCAGGCUUAGUUGAUGAGUGGCUACGUCUUGACUCGGGCGAGAAAUUCACAAAUGAGAGCUUGGGCUUCGCGUCGGACAGUUUCCCCCCGGUUAUCGAAGAUCUAUGGUACAUGGAAGGGAGGGACGAACGUCUUCCAUCCUUUUGGUAUCCUACCGUGAUUCUCAAUUUGGAUAUCAAAAAGGUGCUACCACCAGAAGGCGUUGAGUGGCUAUUCGUCCGUAUACAGCCAAAGAAUGUCCGCAAUGGGAAGAUGGAUUUGGAGGUGAUCAUUAUGAAUGAUAUUGGGGAGAUCAUCGCUUUGAGCAAUCAUGUCGUCUUACUUGUUGGUACAGACAGGAAUCUGGCAGCGCGACGAAAUGGUCAGAAUAAGAUUUAAACAUGGCAAUACCGAUGUACUGUGUAUGCAUAUAUUCACACUAGAUAGUACCUAACAGUAGAUAAGUAAAGAUGGAUGUAUACAACUCAAUGUUAAUACCCUGCCGUA